AUGUCAUCUUUUUUGUCUCUUUUUCAACUUUGUGUUAAUUUUGUCACUUACGAUUUUAAUCGUCAAGAUUUUGAUCAAUUAAUUCAAACAUAUUUUGAAGAUGAAACAAUUUGUCCUUUUACACGAUUUUUACGUCUAAAGAAAAAAACUAAAUUUGGUCAUUAUAAACCGUCAACCGAUGAAAAAAAGAAUAAAAUAAAUGAUAUAAAAGGUUUUCUAAAGAUUGACAAAGUACAUUUUGAACCUGUUGAAAUUGAACAUGAUGUAGAACAGUUUUCUGAAUAUGAAUUCAUCAGAAACACAAUCUCAACUUCUAAUAAAAAACGAUUAACAAAUUGUCGAUGCAGCUAUGAAGAUUUAAAUGAUUUUUCAGAAUGUAAAUGGUGUACUUUGGAAUGUUGUUCUCAACGUACAUUAGCAAGAUAUAAUGAAAAUUCAGGGCCAUACGAAUAUUUAAUUCAAGAAAAUAAAAAGGUUCAAACUAAGAAGAAUCAAUCUCAAGAUCAACUAUUGAAAGAUGCACAAGAAUAUAUGGAUAAUAUUCUUGUUAAAAAAAUAUUAAAAGAAGAAGCGAUUGUUAAAUAUGCUGAGAAAAAUCCACAAUGGAUCACUCAGAAUCCAAAUAAUAUU
This is a messenger RNA of Dentiscutata erythropus, 630 nucleotides long. The record is from the annotation of a GenBank genome assembly. Lineage: Eukaryota; Fungi; Glomeromycota; Glomeromycetes; Diversisporales; Gigasporaceae.